Molecule: messenger RNA, 2463 nt
Organism: Closterium sp. NIES-67
Lineage: Eukaryota; Viridiplantae; Streptophyta; Zygnematophyceae; Desmidiales; Closteriaceae
Source: the annotation of a GenBank genome assembly
ACGCACUGGCGCUCACAUGCAGUGGCAGGUCAAAUGCCCCCACUUCCCUUGUGACACCUCUGCUGGCGAAACUGCAGUCAGCCUUUUCUUGGAAUAUGUCCAGCUGACGUGGGAUUCAGCGCAAAGAAUCUCUUUCCAUUUCGCUCAGUCUUGUGUUGUUCACUUCCACGUUCUGCCUUUCUGUGCGCUCCUGCUAUUGCCAUAGAAGACCCUGCUCUACAUUUAUUUUCUGAAAUGUCAAAAAUUUCCUGUUGCGUUUUCAGCAAUCCAGAAUAUUGAGCUUACAGGUUUGUAGCAGUUCAGUUCCGUAUGCUACUUAAUGUCGCGUCUAAUAUUAUAAAAAAAACGACAUUUAUCCAGGAAUAGUUGUGCGGAGCACGAGGUCAGGUGCGCCGUCAUUUUCUCAAGGAGGCCUUGAUUCGUUGCCGCUAUUCCGCCGUAAAUCUGUCUAACCGAAAAGGCUACUUAUCAGGCAUUAGAGAAAUAGCUAACUACUAAAACGCCGUCACACCUCCGCACAGAUGGAGGCCGUCCCUCCAGGCGCAGCAGCUCGGCUCGUCCCGUGCACCGAUCCUGCCAAAGCACCGCAACCCGAGCUCGGCACGCGCGAGAGCAUUCAGAGCAUAUGGGACGACGAGCUGAGCCGCGCGAAAUGCGCCGUCCAUGGCGGGGACUGCCAGGGAGGGGACGGCGGAUGCGCUCCGUCUCUCAGGAGUUCUUCGGGGGAAGCGUUGGAGGGACGUGGUGGCAGUGGGGGAGUGCCACGUGGCGUUCAGCAGCUGUUGAACGAAGCGUUUGCUGCCAUCCCCGUGUCGUCUUUCCCGCUUCCGCCACGCGGAGAAGUGGUCGAGAUCUCAUCUGACGCGUCCAUUCUCGAGGCCGUACGCAUCCUGUCCGUCCAUCGCAUUCUCUCCGCCCCUGUCCGCAACGCCAGGCUGACAGGCGCAGCAGGCGGGCCGGACGGAGGGCAGGGGGGAAGCCUGGGGGCAGAGGCGAGUGGGAAGAUGGCUGAAGGCAGAAAGGGAGGGGGAGGAGUAGCGGGAGGAGAAGCAGGAGGGGGAGGAUUAGGGUUAGGAGCGCAGCUGGGGUGGUCUGAGCGGUAUCUAGGCAUGGUUGACUAUGCAGGAGUCAUGAUGUGGGUGCUGCAGCAGGCUGACCUGGCAGCUGCCACGCUGGCAGCAGGCACUGCAGCGCUGACAGGUGUCGGCGUGGGAGUGGUGGGAGCGCUGGGAGCUGCAGCAUUGGGGGUGGGGGGCGCGCCGUUGGCAGUGUCAGGGGUGGCAGCAGCAGCGGUGGGGGCGGCGGUGGCGCGGGGGUUGAGUGAUAGGAGGAAGCAGGGGGGGAGGGGGAGCGGUGCUGCUGCUGCUGCAGCGGACGCCCUUGGCACGGACUUCUUUCAUAUGAUCACUGAAAACGAGCCGUUCAAGUCAGCUACAGUGGCAGACAUUACCCGCUCCUACCGCUGGGCGCCAUUCUUACCGGUGCAGCCCAACGACUCCAUGCUCACGCUGCUGCUGCUCCUCUCGCGCUUCCGCAUGCGCUCCGUGCCAGUUGUCGCGCUCGGAUUGGCCCCCCCGGCCCCCCGCCUGCACAACCUCAUCACCCAGUCCGCUGUCAUCCGCGGCCUCGCCAGGUGCCGUGGCUUUGAUUGGUUUGACGUGAUUGCAGACAAGCCCCUCAUGGACCUGGGCCUGCCCAUUUUGGGAGCAGAGGAGGUUGUGUCAGUGGACGUAGGCGCAUUGGCACUGGAGGCGUUUCUCCUGAUGAAGGAGAAAGGGGUGGGCGGCGUGCCGGUAACGGACGGCCCAGAUCGCAUCCUGUACGCCAACAUCAGUGCAAGGGACGUGGGGCUGCUGCUGCUGCACCCAGACAUGUUCCACUCGAGGAGCCACCUGACUGUGCGUGACUUUGUUGACCGCUGCAUCGCCCUGCAAGCAGCGGAGAUUCAGGUGCCACCUACUUCCUCCCUUGACAUUCCUGACCCCGCAGCAGCAGCUGCUUCUACAACUACCACCAGUACCACUGUUACCAACCUAGCCCCCUCUAGCGGCACACCAGCUGAAGUCACUGAAAGGAGCGGCAGCAGCAGCAGCGCGGACAGCAGCAGUGGUGCUGUGGUGGCGAUGCGGCCGGCAGUGACCUGCAGGCGCACCGACAGCCUUGUGUCGGUGAUAGAGACGCUGGCGAGGAUGGGCAUGCACCGUGUGUAUGUGACGGAUGACCACGGCCGGCUGCAGGGCGUGGUUACAUUACGCGAUAUCAUCUCACGGUUUGUUUUGGAGCCGGAGGGGUACUUUGAUAAUUUCCUUGGGGACAUGGCCCGCGCAUGGGAGUAAGACUCAGUGAGGAAACAGUGUUAUUGCUAUGCUGUGUCUACACAGUAUGGCAGAGAGCCAACUUCGUCCAUACAGUAUGACGAAGGGUGCUUAUAUGCAGUGACCUUGCUUUGACAAGGAGAGACAU